Molecule: messenger RNA, 2262 nt
Organism: Alternaria arborescens
Lineage: Eukaryota; Fungi; Ascomycota; Dothideomycetes; Pleosporales; Pleosporaceae
Exons: 1
Coding region: 1-2262 (753 amino acids)
Source: RefSeq, a predicted model, not a curated record
AUGUUCACCGCCGAUCCCACAAUCGCCCUGUUUCAUGAACCGUCGCAGACAUUCGAGAAAGAAGGGACAAGAGAUGAAUCGGAGCUCGCUGGCGGGUUUGCCGAGGAAAACUGGACUCUGCUCGAUUGCGACUCUGGUAGAGGCUCAUCCUUGAAAACAACUUCAGAGAUUAGCGAUGACAAGCCCGAGCGCGACAGCCCUUCAGACUAUCCAGACACGAGUAGCAUAAGCAUAAGCAAACCACCUUCUACCAUAUCGGAAGGGACUGUCGCACGUACCGGUCAAAAAAGGCGUCGCUCCAGCUCCUCGGCAUCAAUCUCAAAUGGUGCGCAUUCUUACCCAGUAAUAUCAUAUGCCAGCGAUAUUCUUUCAUCGAGCAACAACGCGUAUCUGACUGAAAGCUUGCUGAGGAUCUAUCAUGAUAGUUUCGAAAACGCACUUGCAUGCUGGGUAACAGAAAGAACCUGUCCCUACAGUGCAAAAUCGGAUACUCUGCUAGCCACGAAUGCUAGACCCGAUUGGAAUAGAAUCUAUCACCGAGUGGUUCGCCUCGAUAGACUAGCAUCUACCAUCAGAGGGCGCAAGCUUACCCAGACGGAAGACCGCGCUGCAUCUAGGGCUUUGGACUUGGCGGUUUUCUCCUUCGCUUCACAGUGGGCGCAAUCCAGUGCCAGAAGCAGAACGAAGUAUCCGUUCCAUAGCACUUCGAUCGACGGUGGCAGCAGCGUCUUUGAUAGCGAAGAGGACGAAUGUACUCCGACCGGCUUGGACUUCGAUCGUACGUUACAGAUAUCAGCAUGGCAUGAGGCCCGCAACGCACUACAAAAAGCUGGCGAGGUGGAGUCUUUCCGAGUGGUACUCGCACAAAUCAUCUUCGCUUUGACACAAAGACCGAUUGAGACAGUUGAAGAAACACAGGAUGCGCCGAACUCUGUUUCGAAGACCGAACUGAUGGAGACAGACGCUUGUGCGCAAGUAUCGAGAGAAGGUACACCCUUGCUUGCAACCGAUCAGGAUAUGGACGACUGUGCAGACUUGAUGUCGAAAUUGAAUCUUGCAAUAGAGGCUGAUGGACCACCUGUCCAUCUCGAAUCAGGCCUCCGGCUCAUUCAUUCUUUGAGAUCACGCAUGACCAUGUCCAGAGAAGCGCGACGCAGCAGCUCCGCACGGCAACGACGCUCGUCAGUCGUGCGGCUUGAAGAUGCGGACCGUGCAACAGUAGAUCUUCUGUUCUGGUUGGGCGUUAUGUUCGACACUCUGUCAGCAGCAAUGCAUAAACGACCGUUGGUGGUAUCGGAUGAAGAUAGCGAUGUAGUGCUUAGCGAAAGCAUGCAAAUCGAGCACUCGGUCCAACAGGCAGUAACACCCUCGUCGACAGACGAAGGCGACGGACUCUGGGAUGAGUAUCUGUUCGCCCGACAACAACAACAGAACCCGGAGCAUGUACCCAUGAGAUGGCCAUGCUCAUUCGAUGAAGCGGCAACCGCGCUGUGUGAUGCAGCCCCUGUCAAGGUGUUACUGUUCAGGAGGGUUUGCCGAAUCCAGACGCUCCUUACAAGGAACGCGCGAGGCGCGAAGGUUGAAGAGGCUGUUAGUUCGGCGAUGGACGUGUGCAACCACUGGGAUGCGCUGUACGCUCCUUUCAUACGGGACUGCAUCCAGAACCACGACCGCCUCCCACCACGCGUCCAGUCGUGGUACGUUUGUGUUACCGGCCAUUGGCACCUGGCAACGCUUCUGCUUGCAGACUUGAUGGAAGUGGUAGACGAGUCAGAGCUUGGGCUCGAAGAAGCCACACAGCAACGGAAUCUAACCGCUUUCAUCGCAAAGUUCCGUGAGAACAACUGCCGGGUAUUAUCCGAUCUGGCGAGCUGCGCAUGCCCGCGAGAAGACGCAUCGUUCCCAGAGUCCCGCGAAUUUCAUUUUGCAGUUAACGAAGGCGCACUGUUGACGGAACCAUGGACUGUGGUGUUGAUUCGUGCAUUCGCCAAGGCGGGUGUUUUGUUACUGGAGUCAGACACUUUAUUACCGUCUGACCUGGAUCGUGAGGAUGCUUUCCAACGAGCUGAUGCUUGUAUCAAGGCGUUAUGGUUUUUGGGCAGAAAAUCUGACAUGGCUCUUUCGGCGGCGAAUAUUUUGGGAGAGGCGUUGAAGCAGCGACGAAAAAGUGCGCAGCAUAGGGUUAGCGAUAUGAGCGUCUUCUUAGAGAGUGAACUGUGGCAUGAUUUGGAAGGGGCGUUUGAGGUGGACUGUGAACUAUAG